Molecule: messenger RNA, 917 nt
Organism: Solanum lycopersicum (tomato)
Lineage: Eukaryota; Viridiplantae; Streptophyta; Magnoliopsida; Solanales; Solanaceae
Product: protein LURP-one-related 4-like
Source: RefSeq, a predicted model, not a curated record
UUACUAUGAAAAUUAAGUAAAGCUGAACUGCAUUAAAUCUUUGUGUUAUUUUUAAGCUUUUAUGUUAUUAUAAAGAUUUUGAUUUUCCGCCUUACGUACCAUACCCCAAAUUUAUUUUAUUUUUAAAAAAUAAAACCUUUGACAUUACUCACUCUUAAGUGGGGCAUACCAAUAAUUAGUUUAAUUAUCUUAGUGGUACUUUUUCAACAACUUUUCUUGAAAUACUCACUAUAUAUAUACAAUUAAGUAUCUUUAAAGGUAUCUUCUAUCACAAACUCAAUUUUUAUUCUCUCUAAAGCUUUCUCAAUGGCAAGAAUUUACCCUCAAACAUCAUCAUCUUCUUCUUGUUCUUCAAUUUGUAUGACUAAAUAUGUGACAACAAAAAGAGAAACAUUUACUUUAUGGAUGAAAUCACUUGUAUUCCAUGGAAAUGGAUGUGCUGUUUUUGACUCAAAAGGUCAACUUGUUUAUAGAAUAGACAAUUAUAGCAAAAAAUGUAGCAAACAAGUUCAUCUCAUGGAUCUUCAUGGAACAAUUCUCUUUUCUCUUCGUAAAAAGAAAUUGUCAAUUUUUGGACAUUGGAAUGGCUAUAAGAUGGAUGAGGAGACACCAUAUUUUCAAGUGAAAAAAAUUGGCAAUUUAUUCAUAGGAGAUUUAAAUUAUGGUGUUAUUUUUGGAUGUGAUACAAAUAACUAUAGGAUUAUUGCUUUAAGAGGCAAAUUAGGCUUCAAGAUUAUCAACAAAGAAAACAGACUUAUUGCUGAGGUUAAACAAAAGCAAUCAUCAUCAGCAGUUAAGUUUGGGGAUGAUGUAUUAAGUCUAGUGGUGGAGCCUUACGUUGAUCAUUCACUUGUCAUGGCUCUUGUCACUGUUUAUGGUUUAAUUCGACAUAUGUUGUAAAUAUAUAAAAAAAAUUU